Molecule: messenger RNA, 3504 nt
Organism: Orussus abietinus
Lineage: Eukaryota; Metazoa; Arthropoda; Insecta; Hymenoptera; Orussidae
Exons: 14
Coding region: 232-3480 (1082 amino acids)
Biological process (GO): regulation of cell migration; actin cytoskeleton organization
Cellular component (GO): bicellular tight junction; plasma membrane; cytoplasmic vesicle
Source: RefSeq, a predicted model, not a curated record
GUGCGUGGAGGAGCAAAGUGUACCAAUUUAUUGAAAUAAUUGCGAUUUUCUCGUGGCCCUCGCAUCUCCGAUCGUAUGAAUAUCGCGAGCAGCCGUUUAAUCGAAGCCACUCGAUCGAGAGCUCAGCCGGACAGAUUUUUCACCCCUUUUGAGAAAUUUUCGAUUUCCACUUUGUCCGAUACUCUUUCAGACAAUGGCAAUAAGCGUCAAGCUAAAUGAACACAUGACGACAUGAGUUCUCUUCAGCAAACCGGUCGAUUCCUUCCUUUCAGUAAUAACAAUAUACAGAGGAAACAAUUGUCAUCUCAAGGAGGUUUGCCCCAAAGCUUAAGUGGUAGCGAUACCGAUGUUUCCACAUCGAACGAGAAUUUAAGUAACGAAGAACGAUAUGUUAUAAGACAUACGGCGCGUCAAGAGCCACAAGGACAAGAGAAUCAGCAACAGAGUCCAUCGAGAUCUUCCAGUCAUAAGGAGAACAUACCAAAUAUUCAAGGUAACCUGCUCAACAGAAACAGUUUGAAAGAUAGCCUGAGUGGUUCUAACAGGAACAGCUUGAAGGAAAGCUUAAAUGGUUCGAAUCGAAAUAGCUUGAAAGAUAGCAUUAACGGCUCUAACAGAAACAGCUUAAAAGACAAUCUGAGCAAUCGUACUAGUUUAGGGUCGAAUCGAAGUAGCCUGGAUGUGUCUACGAGCUCUUAUAAUACACUUAUAAUACAUAAUGCAAACGACGAGAGUACAUGGACGCCGUCCGGAAGAUUAUCUAGCAGUGUGAGAGAACACGGAGACAUGGGCUAUCUAUAUUGUGAAGGCGGUGGCAAAGGACAUUCGAAUAGUCCAAUAAUGCAGUCUUUGGCAAACUUGUCGCAUGAGGAACAUCUCUACGAUCAGUCAGGUAGCGGUGGAUGUCAAGAAAUUACUGACAUUCCAGAUGACUAUCUCAGUCAAUCGCAGGUGUUAAAACAUCUGGCAAAGGAAGUUAAAGUUCCUUCAUAUGGAAAGCUCGCGAAUAAUGGCGGUACCAUGGAAUUAAAGAUGCGUGAAACCGACCGAGGGAAACAAAGUGAUGACUACGAAGACAGACCACCACCUUCCUACACUUCAACAUUGCUACCUUUAAAGAGCAAAUACAGACUUCUUGGUCCUGCUGAGAAAUUGACGCUGUCACGGUCACAGCCUGAUUUAUCGAGAAUUGGAAAAGUUGAUAUCGAUGGGUAUGACCCACGAGCCACUUCUCCUCGUCCUCAGACCAAGGGAAGAGAGGAAAUCGAGACGACAACGGGUGAGAUUUGGCCACCAUCUGAAAUGGUUCAGAUAGUGAUUCAAGAGAACAGUGCCUUGAAACUGGAACUGGAGCGUUGUUACAACAAGGUAGCAAAGUCCCAGAAACUCGAGCAAGAGAUAACAAAGGUGCAUCGUGCCCAUGAAGAGUUGGCCGCGUCUUGCGAGCGAAGAGAGAAACUCGAAAGGGCAGCUCGACUAAGGCUGCAAAACGAUUGUCGGAGACUUACGGAGCUGAAUCGUGCCUUAAGGGAGCAAAUUGACUUGCUCUCCUCUCGCAUGGACAGCCCACCCAUUGUGGAGUCCAUGAAGAAGGAGCUAACGCAACGAGAGCUGCUCAUCGGUCAACUGAUCACACAAAAUAAAGAACUGGCCGCUGCGAAGGAAAGGCAGGAAAUCGAGCUGGCAGCCCAGCGAGCUACUCUUCAGGAACAACGAACGCAUAUCGACAUUUUGGACACUGCCCUCACCAACGCACAAGGAAAUGUUGUACGCCUAGAAGAGGAGUCCCGCAAGAAGCAGGUGUACGUGGAAAGAGUAGGCCAGCUGCAGCGAGCUCUCUCUUCUCUUCAAGCUUCCAGCGACAGGCGAGAGGAAACGGAGCGACAAUUGCGGGGCCAAUUGGAAAGAGAACUCAGGGAAGGUGGAGGUGCCAACAGCAGCGAACAGUCAUCCAGUGGGGAGACGAUCGCCGAUUUGAAGAGGAGGAUACGCGAACGGGAUGAGAAAAUUAUGUCCCUGGAAGGUGACGUUGCUAAGUGGGAACAGCGUUACCUGGAAGAGAGUGCCUUACGUCAGGCUGCUAUCGACGCAGCUAGUCUUCCAAAAGAUGCUAAAAUCGCUGCUCUGGAAAAGACGAGUCAAGACGCUGAGAAAUUGAUAGCGGAAGCUCGCUCGGAGAAGAUGCGACACAUGGACGAGGUGCACGCAGCUCAGAAGAAGUUGGCGGAUCUCGAAUCCAGGAUGAAAGAUUUGGAGUCGAAACUCGCCGAGAGGGACGCGAUGAUAAGAGUCCUGCAGAAGCACACUUACGAUAAGGACAGUAGCAGCAGUAGUGGAGUAGGCAGCUAUCCAGCGGCCCAUUCCUCCCAUUCGAGCACUUCGGCGGACCAUCACACUGCACUGACCAGCACACCGGAACUCGUGAGCAGUGUGCUGGGUGGCGGUAGCGGUUACGGCAGCACCGGGUCCUACGGAGUGGCGGACAGCUACAAGUAUAGGAAGCAAGGCAGUUUCGAGCAAACUAACAAAAGUCUCGACGACCAGCUGAAGGAGCUAGACUCUCAGCUGCUCAGUAAGCGGGCACUUUGCUGUUUUCCAGGAUUCUCUAAUCCAGGCACUGCGUCGCGAAAAGGAAAAAUACCCAAGCCAUUAUUGGCGGGUGUAGAUAGUACAGGUAGCUCGAGCACGGCCUCCAGCAAGAGCCGCCUCCUGGACGACCCGGCCGAGGCGUCCGGCGGGAUCCUGGAGUUCGCCCACGCGGUCAGGUUCAAGAGCGCCGCCUCGAGGCUCUCGGACGGGAAGCCGGAGGACAUGAUGCUGCUGGAGAAGCAAGGUCGCAGCUCCCAGAGACAGCGGAUGCAGGAAGGGGAGCCUCGAAGAGCGGGCAGUCUGCCUCCCAGCUCGCUGCCGAGGCCCCCCAGGACCCUGAAGUCCGGGAACUCGCGGUACUGCAGACUCAGCGACUCGGAGGCUCGCAAGAAGUCGGACCCUGGACCGAGCAUGGAGCCGGCGACGAAGUCGGGCCGCGACUCCGGGAACUGCACCCUGGAGUACGGCAGGUUCGACCCCAAGGCCCAGCGCAGGAAGAAGUCCUCGGGGUCCGAGGCCUCGGUCAGGAGCAACUCCCCCACCGCGAAGAAGAACCUCGCUCUGCCGGGGGAGUACGAGCGGCUCGGCGACCUGGAGCGCAAAAAGCAAGGUAACCCCGAGGUCAAGCACCGCGAGAAUCACGGACGGUCCUUGAUACCGCCGCCCUCGAGGCGCAUCGGGGAGUACGGCAGGCUGAGCGACGGCGACGGCAAGGGAACCCUCAGGAAACUGGGCGGAUCUCGGGGACAGAGCACCGGCAGCACUGUCAGCAGCAAGAGCGGAGGUCGCGACUCCGGGGGCACUGCCAGCAGCGAGGCUUCCUGCUCCUCUCUGCCGCCCACCAAGGCUAGGUCCAUUCCUCGGCCCAGCAACUAUCGCAUCCAGUUCUGAAAGGUAGAGUCCGACGAGCCGGCC